AUGGACGACAGUUCGCACCGUGAAAAUGGGCGACACAAACCGCCUCAGGGUCAGUGGCUGAUGCAGCACCAGCCUUCCAUGAAACAAAUAAUGGCGAUAAUGGCCGAACGAGACGCCGCCAUCCAAGAACGCAACCUUGCCCUCUCGGAAAAAAAGGCUGCCCUUGCCGAACGUGACAUGGCCAUCCUCCAACGUGACUCCGCCAUAGCCGAGCGCAACAGCGCCAUUAUCGAGCGAGACAACGCCAUUGCUACCCUCCAAUACCGAGAAAACGCCUUAAACAACAACACAAACAUCUCCCAAUGCCCGCCCGGCUGCCAAAUCGGGCGCGGGGUCAAGCACAUUCACCACCCUCAUCACCCCUUAACCGAGCCCCAUUACGAGACGGGCCCUUCCCCAGCCGAUCCCGCGAAACCAGCCCGCCGCACGAAGCGGGCUGGCAGCAAGCCCGCCGUGACCCGAAAGGCCACCCCCAAGAAGGUGAAGCAAGAAGGGCAGGCUGAUCAGGCUCACGAGUGGAGAGGAGGGCCCGGGCCCGGGCUCGGGCUGAAGCAGGAGCAGCAGCAGCAGUGGAAAGAGCAGGACCUUGGGCUGAACCAGGUGGCGUUCGACGAGAGCACGAUGCCGGUGCCCGUGUGCUCAUGCACAGGAGUCUUGAGGCCUUGCUACAAGUGGGGCAAUGGUGGGUGGCAAUCCUCGUGCUGCACGACUAGCCUGUCAAUGUACCCGCUGCCGGCCGUGCCUAACAAGCGGCACGCAAGGGUCGGUGGGCGCAAGAUGAGCGGGAGCGCUUUCAACAAGCUUCUCAGCCGGCUGGCGGCUGAGGGACACGACCUGUCGAGCCCCGUUGACUUGAAGGACCACUGGGCCAAACACGGGACUAACCGCUACAUAACCAUCAAAUGA
This is a messenger RNA of Striga hermonthica, 906 nucleotides long. Lineage: Eukaryota; Viridiplantae; Streptophyta; Magnoliopsida; Lamiales; Orobanchaceae. The record is from the annotation of a GenBank genome assembly.